UGGUGGGUUCUAAGCCUACAAUAACAACCCAAAACCAAGAAACAUUUGUCUUUCUCAAAUCUAAAACCCUAAAUCUUUGCCCCCAAAUGAAAUCAAAUAAACUCUGAAAACCAAAGAACGGGAAAACACUUGGAUACUAACCAUUUUGUUUGGAAGCCAUGAAAAGGGUUUUGUUCAGAGGCAUUUCACUCACUACUCGCAAUUUUCUUCACUCUUAUACCAAAACCAACCAAAACCCAGUUCACUCGUUCAACCCACUCUCCGCUUCAACUCGGUCUCGACUCAGGUUCUACUCAUCCGAAUCGGAUUCUCCCGUUGAAAAGAAGCCUGACCCUGUUAUAGAAUCUGCUUCAGUAGCUGAAGCCCAUGUCAAGGAUGUAGCUUUGCCCGUUGAGGAUGUGAGUAAUAAAGAGCUGAAAACCCGAAUCAAGAAGUACUUUGAAGGGGAUGAAGAGGCACUCCCUUCAGUUCUUGAGGCCAUUUUGCGGAGAAAGUUGGCUGGGAAGCAUGAGGAGACGGAUGAUGAAUUGAUGGAUGAAUUGGAGGUGCAACCACGAGACAAUGUGGAUGAUGAAGAGUUCGAGUCAGAUUUUGAUAAUUUGUACUCGACUGAUGAAGAGAUCGAAAAUUUGUAUAGUGCCCGGGAUAUAGUCGUGAAGAGAAUGGUCAAGGAUGAGUACUUUAACAUGGAUGAUCAGAAGUGGGAUGAAAUGAUUAAGGAAGCUGUUCAGCAUGGAUAUCUUAAAGACACAAAGGAGUGCGAGGAAAUUCUAGAGGACAUGCUUAGCUGGGACAAACUCCUCCCAGAUGAGAUGAAGAAAAAGGUGGAAGAAAGGUUUAAUGAGCUAGGCGAUAUGUGUGAACGAGGCGAGCUUGAAGUUGAAGAAGCUUAUGAGCAAUUCAAGGAAUUCGAGGAUCAGAUGGUAAUGGAAUACGGAAAGAUGAUGGAAGCUGAGGGCCCACCAAAAUUUGAUGAGACGGCUGUACCGGACUUAAAAAAGAACUUGGAUGAUCCACCUGGUGAGGGUCCAAUCCUUAGGUGGCAAACUCGGGCGGUGUUUGCUCCUGGUGGUGAUGCAUGGCAUCCCAAAAACAGAAAAGUAAAGAUGUCUGUUACAGUGAAGGAGCUCGGGCUUUCAAAGCAUCAAUUCCGCCGGUUACGAGAGCUUGUUGGAAAGAGAUACCAUCCAGGCAAAGAUGAACUUACAAUUACUAGUGAGAGGUUUGAACACCGUGAAGAGAACAGAAAAGAUUGCCUCAGAACACUCUUUUCUCUCAUUGAGGAAGCCGGAAAAGCUAACAAAAUGGUGGAGGAGGCUCGUACUAAAUAUGUCAAGAACAGGCUUCGAGCCAAUCCAGCAUUCAUGGAGAGAUUGCGUGCAAAGACGAUGAAAUUGCAAGAAUCUACUACAUUCCCAUAAAUGAACUCUUUUAAGGAAAUUUAUUUGUUUCUUUUAUUUGCAAAUUUUGCUAACCAAAUCUUCAAGGAAAAGAAAAAUAAAAAAAAUGUAACUCUUUUAGUUCUUUUCAUUUGAUGGUGGAUUUUUAUUAUUGAA
Molecule: messenger RNA, 1556 nt
Organism: Gossypium raimondii (Peruvian cotton)
Lineage: Eukaryota; Viridiplantae; Streptophyta; Magnoliopsida; Malvales; Malvaceae
Exons: 4
Coding region: 159-1421 (420 amino acids)
Biological process (GO): mitochondrial translation
Cellular component (GO): mitochondrial small ribosomal subunit
Molecular function (GO): structural constituent of ribosome
Source: RefSeq, a predicted model, not a curated record